Molecule: messenger RNA, 804 nt
Organism: Colletotrichum destructivum
Lineage: Eukaryota; Fungi; Ascomycota; Sordariomycetes; Glomerellales; Glomerellaceae
Product: Putative isoprenoid synthase domain superfamily
Exons: 6
Coding region: 1-804 (267 amino acids)
Source: RefSeq, a predicted model, not a curated record
AUGCGGAGACAUGAUAUCGUGCGUGGUGCUCUGGAGAUCGACACAGAGGUCGGGCGCCUAGCUGACGACAUGGAAGCCGCCAAGCUGUACCGCCAGGAAACCAUUGAAUACGUCCAUCGCUGCCUCGGUCUCUCUGGCGAUGCGAGACAGCAUAACACUCCAGCCAACGAGAUCAUCGCUUUCUUCAAAAUCAUCGGCGACGCAGUGUGCGAGGCUUACGACCUCGAGCACAGAGAGCUUCUCUUCAGAGAAAUCGAGUUCUUCAUGGAAACUUCCGAGGUGGAGCAGCAGCGUCGCUUGAGUUCCGAGCUCCCAACGACGGAGGAAUACCUCGCCACCAGGAUGGGAACUGGCGCCGUCAACGUCUGCACGAUUCUUAACGAGGCUGCCUACGGAGUAUCUCUACCGGUCGAUAUCCUCAGAGACGUGCACAUGAAAGUCAUUUGGGACCAAACCAACAUCCUCGUCUGCGUCGUCAAUGAUUUGCUUUCGCUCAAGAAAGAAAUCGACCAGCAGAGCGUCGAGAGCAUCGUCCCGUUGCUCUACAACAAUGUUGGGUCUCUUGCCGCAGCGGUUUCCAUGGUCAUCGAAAUCAUCGAGAAAUCCAUCAAAGAAUUUGACAGUGCGGCGGCGCUGUUGUUGCUCAAGUUCGCAGACGAUGAGGCCUUGGUUUCGGACCUCAAGAUAUACAUCGAUGCCUGCAGGCUGAAUUGCACUGGCAACCUGAAUUGGAGCCUCCAGACGGGUCGCUACGGUGUAUCGCAGCAGACCAUCACUGGCGGAGUUACGAUGCGUUUGGGGUGA